This is a messenger RNA of Acanthopagrus latus (yellowfin seabream), 3856 nucleotides long. It is a transcript of the gene cxxc4, whose product is annotated as CXXC finger 4. The coding region runs from base 1039 to 1926 and encodes 295 amino acids. Gene Ontology annotation, molecular function: methyl-CpG binding; zinc ion binding. The record is from RefSeq and is a predicted model, not a curated record. Lineage: Eukaryota; Metazoa; Chordata; Actinopteri; Spariformes; Sparidae. The transcript is spliced from 2 exons. Gene Ontology annotation, cellular component: nucleus.
ACCUCCUACCCCUUCCCCACACUCCUCCUCCUCUCUAAAUGCCUCGUCAUGAAAGAAAUGUAUUAAAAAAUAUUUCAUGAAAGAACAAGAGAGCGAGGGGGGAGAGAAAGAGGGGGGCCACUAUAAGGUUUUUCCAAGGCGCGGAUAUUUCCAGCAGAUAUUUAUUUCCCCCUGUAGGGCGCCCUGAGCCAUCCAUCCCUCCCACCUCCCGAGUGUUUCUAUAGUAAUUUCCAGCCAAUGAUCAGUAGGUGUCCACAUCCCUGCUUCCUCACCUCAGCACCAAUCAGCCACACACAGCGACAGGAGACGCGGACCGAGCGCAGAGCGACCAGGCAGGCAGGCAGGCAGGCAGGCAGGCAGGCAGACGCUCACAAUACAGCCCCCGGAUCAAGAGGAGAGGAAACACCUAACACCCCCCCUCUUUAUAUCCUCGCUCUUUCCGGCGAUUUCUCUUCCCCACCUCCGCGACACCUUUUUGUUUUUUGUUUUUUUUUUUCUUUGUUUUUUUUUUUUGUGUGUGUGUAUGGUUUAUUUUGGAGGGACCUCAUUCAUGCACUUUUACGACCUUUCUUCUUUUUUUCCUCCUUUUUUUUCUUCUUCUGUCCUAACGUGACAAGAAAGUGGAUAAAAAUGCUCCUUUUGUUUUGAGCGCUCUGAACGCACCGCACGCGCAGAGGGGGAAAAAAAACACUCUCGCGCCCCGCUUUUUUUUUCUUUUUUCUUUUUUUUUUUUGCAGCCCGUGUCUGCGCGUCUUUUCUCUCGCGUCUUUCGCUGUUAUUUUUCCUCUCUCCCCCCCUCCUCCUCUCCUCUCCUCUCCUCUCCUCUCGUCUCUUCUACCCCCUCGCAUCGCCUCGUAAUGUUUCGGUACACGGUCGCAGGCUGGUAGCAUCUUGGGGGAGCUUCUUCUCAACAGGAAAACCUGCUCUGGAGGAGACAGACCAGGAUGGUAGCACACUGUUCGUAACCAGCUUCAGUUCUACGAAGGCCGCUGUAACCAUCGCUCUUUUCUCCGAAACACUGACAGCCAUCCCUCAGCCAUGUCUAACAUAAACAAUGCUCUUUGUAUUGAAAACGGACAGAACGCAGAUGUGUCUCUCUUACAAAAGGAUAAUCUUCAGGAUGGUGGAUUAAGCCAGCUUUUGGAUUAUAAUGCAGAAAUGGAAAGGUACAGGUCUUUUGCAAACUUUUAUAAAACCAAUGGGGCAUUUCCACAGACUGCUAAGAUUGCCCGCAUCACAACGCCCAUUUUUCCCAGUGCCAGAAUUGGCAUGUCCCCUUGGAACUGCGAUAACGCCAUGCUCUGGGGAAGGAAAUCAGCGGCAAUAAACCCUAAUAGGACCAGCAUGCAUAGAAAUGACUCCCAGAGGCCGGGGAAGCCUGGCGUGCCGCCAGAGACGCUGCAAAUGGCAAAUAAUAAUUUCCUCUCUACCUUAUCCCCCGAACACUGCAGACCUUUAGCAGGAGAAUGCAUGAACAAGCUGAAAUGCGGCGCUGCUGAAGCAGAGAUAAUGAAUCUCCCAGAACGCGUUGGAACUUUUUCCGCUAUCCCGGCUUUAGGGGGCAUCUCAUUACCUCCCGGGGUCAUCGUCAUGACAGCCCUUCACUCCCCCGCAGCCUCAGCAGCCGUUACAGACAGUGCGUUUCAAAUUGCCAAUCUGGCAGACUGCCCACAGAAUAAUUCCUCGGUAUCCAGUGGAAACCCAGCGAAGAAGAAAAGGAAAAGGUGUGGGGUCUGUGCACCCUGCAGGCGGCUAAUCAACUGUGGUGUCUGCAGCAGUUGUCGGAACCGCAAAACGGGCCACCAGAUCUGCAAAUUUAGGAAAUGCGAGGAGCUGAAGAAGAAGCCAGGCUCGUCGCUGGAGGUGAGAGCCGGGGCUCUGCUUCCCCUUCUUUUGUUAUUAUCCCCUUGCACUCCAAAGCAUUAACCUUUUCAUCCAGUCACGUUCUAAGCCCUUGAAAAUUGUUUCCAUGCCCACCCAUGCCUGAACAUCCCCCCGGCUUCUCAAAUCUGCCUACCCGCCUAGCCUAAUUGGCAGUAAUUAGGGGUGUUUGUGUGGAGCGCAAGCUGAGCUUGGCUCAGACACCCCUAAUUGCUGCCAGUCAGGCUGGGGCUGGAACGCAUCCGAACAACCCCGAGCUUGGCUCAGCUCCAAGCAGGGCUGGGAAAUGGUUUUCAGCAGAGAGCCAUCCCUCUCUGCACCCGGUCAUUUUAACCAAUUAUGGAAACCGUCUCUGGAUGGGGAGAAUCAAUAUCCCACAAAGCCUCAGCCUCCGACCACCAAGAGAUGCUGAGAGUGAUGGCAGGGGCUGCUGAUGGUGUUUCUCAAAACAUCCCCCAGGUUUUGUGCGGGGAGCGGGGAGAGAGGCGCCCCUCUCCCACCGAUACUGUAGGAAAUGAUCAUGCAUAUACAGUAGGGCUGUGAUGAAGUCAUUGUAUAUCAUAUUCGUGUCAUUAUGGUCGAUUAGGGAUGUCAAGAAGAGUGUGGAGGCAGAAACAAACAUUGUCACUUAGCAGAGUGAAAAAAAAAACACAUUAAGAGGCUUAAUUGAGAAGUAGGAAGCGGCUUGAUUAGGACACAGUCAGAGGACAGUGUUGUUUUUUAAAAGGUUCCUUUUAAUUGAUUUAUUUCCGGGCUGACAUUUGGUCAGCUCGGGCGAAGACAGAAUAUGAAUGUUUCGGUAGCAGACGUGGUUUCUCUUUAGUCUGAGAGUUUGAACUUGCUCGCUGACUUAACAUGAGCCUGUAUGGAUGAGUCACCAAUAAAGGCAACCUGGGGGCCAGAUGAUUUGCUCAUUAAUUAAGUCAUUACACGGGGAGGAAAAAGAGGUUAAUUAUAAAGUAUUACCUAAUCUGCACAUAGGAAAAAAACAACACCACGUAUGGAUUCCUUUGUUCACUCUGAAUUGGUGCCCUCGGUUCUGCAUACAGGUGUGAUUUUGCUCAUGUUUCAUAAUGUUUACUUCAGCUCCGUAUGGAAGCAAUAACACGGUCAACGCAAAUGCUGAAGCUUCUUCCUGACCGAGCACCAUGUGACAUAACUCGUUAUUAUUUAUUCAUGUGAUUGUCGUCAUUUAUGCCUCGUGCACUCUAUAAUCUAGCGGAGGUUUUUCUGUUAAUUCAGUCCAGGCUUUGACAGCACACCACCCACAGCUUAUAUCCCUGAUUAAAAUUUUAGGAACUUUUGAUGAGUUUGACAGGAGGCCCAGGCAUCAAAAAACCUUCAAAAUCCAGCAGAAAUCAAGAGACUAAAUUAGGUUUUUAACCUCUUUAACCCCAAAACAGCAGGUCAGGCUGUUACAAGCGCACAUUGUGCAGACAAGAUCUGUUCAAACCUACAGAGCUUUAUUUAACAUCGAGUUGAGAUUCCAAAAGUUUCCAAAAGUUCUUCAACAGGGAGUGUUUUCUUUUUUCAGAAAACAUUUGUUACUCCAGGUAUUGUCAGUCCAGGGAGAUCAUUACAAACUGUUACGAGGAGAAAUCAUCGUGUUUCGAGACUUUUCCUGGAAAUGAGUGUCUGUAUUUUCACACAAGAAAGUAUAAGAAAGGUUAGCACUAGAAUCAGGGACGCUGGGAGCCAUUCACAGUCGGGGGCGCCGAGAGAUCAGUCUUCAUACUGUAAUGACAUCAUUGUAAAUUGUGUGCGACAUUCAUGUAUUUCAUAUGAAUUAUAAUUCAGAGGGAGAGAAGUUCCCCAGACUCCCUCGUGAUAUCUCUCCUUUUCGUGAGUUGUUGCGUUGGGAGGAACCCUGUCUAAGACAAAUUCUUAAUUAUUCUAUUUAUAUAGUUCGUACACCUGACUGGUCAAGUAACAAGCUUCAUGAUCAAUAACAAUGAUCGAUUGACUUUGUUUUCAU